AUGCAGCCUCGCAAGCCUUUCCUCCUUCUCGCAAUAGUUCCCUUGCUCUCCCAAUGCCAUGAGCAUGUCAUCCUCGCCGACUGCACAAGCAAUUCCGCAAUCCGCCUAUCGCACAUGGCCUACUACUCGGGUGCGCUGUCUUCGACUCCUGACACCGUGGCAGUUGUCCCAACGCGCUGGAACCAAACGUCUUCAUGGGCGAGCAACAGCUCCAAACCCAUCUCUGCAACUUUCCCCGAUGCCGUGGUAUUCGCAGCAAAUCACUUAGCCAUAACGGCGGAGGGUGAACUUGCAGGCUUAGCCACAAAUGGUUUUGGCACCUUUGGCUGCUGGAAUUAUCAUGUCAAAGCUUUGUAUACUUGGUAUGGCGGGGUCGUCUGUGACGCGGUUUACGACUGCAAUCAUUACGGCGCGGCUAGUGAUGUUAUGUCACCAAAUGCCACAGCCACGACUGGAUCGGGCCCGGGCCCUAUAGACACCGGUGCUGGAGACCGCAGCUCAAAGAAGAGUGAUGAUAUUGCGUUAGGAGUUGGCAUCGGCAUUGGGGUGCCUAGUCUCAUUGCCACUGUCCUAGGUGUAUGGUAUGCGAGCAGGCGAUACAAUCUGGACUUCCAUUAUGGGAAUACAGCAACAGAGGAGCAAAGUGGAGACGAUGCGGCGGGGAAAAUCUAA
Messenger RNA from Trematosphaeria pertusa, 672 nucleotides. RefSeq lists its product as uncharacterized. Lineage: Eukaryota; Fungi; Ascomycota; Dothideomycetes; Pleosporales; Trematosphaeriaceae. The record is from RefSeq and is a predicted model, not a curated record. The coding region runs from base 1 to 672 and encodes 223 amino acids. The transcript has a single exon.